Molecule: messenger RNA, 528 nt
Organism: Macrosiphum euphorbiae (potato aphid)
Lineage: Eukaryota; Metazoa; Arthropoda; Insecta; Hemiptera; Aphididae
Source: the annotation of a GenBank genome assembly
AUGGCAGUGUUUGGUGUGGAAAAUAGAACUAGAACUAUCGAUGAAAUAAAUCAAUAUCAACUCGGCCGCUACAUUAGUAGUAAUGAGGCAAUUUGGCGCAUAUUAUCAUUUCAAAUCCAUGAUCGACAUCCAACUGUGGUUCAUUUGGCAGUGCAUCUUGAAAAUGUCCAGCGUGUGUACUUCACGGCCGGCAAUAUACGUGCAAGAGCAAUGUCCCCACCUCCGACCACGUUAACUGCAUUUUUUUCAUUGUGCAACCAAAAUACGUUUGCAAAGACGCUACUUUAUUCUGAGGUGCCGACUUAUUACAGAUGGAAUACUUCCGUGAAAAAGUUUCAACGUCGCAUACAGGGCAAGGCAGUGGAGGGGCACUCAGGUUUAUAUAUGACCGAUGCGUUAGGCCGUUUAUACACAGUUCAUCCAAACAAUUUGGAAUGCUUUUACUUGCGAUUACUGUUAAUCAAUGUACGUGGGCCGACAUCCUUCGAAGAAUUGAGAACGGUGGACGGGCGGAAUGCCCUUCUGUAG